UUGAUCGAAGUAGUUGUAAAUUGCGCAAAAAGUGUAAUUUGCGUGUAAUACAGAAAAUACAGUAGAAAAACUAAAUAUUUCAUUAAUAUUUCGAUAUUCUUUUCCUAUCGAAAUCAAGAAAUAACGAUGUUUGUAUAAUAAGUGCGUUCAUUAGCAAGGUUAGAUUAACGCAUGGUGCUUACGCGUACAAACAUAUUACAUACAGUACAUACAUACAUAAGUAUAUAAGUGAAUUAUAAAAAAAUUGUAAAACAACCAGCAUAAUGAUUAACGAUUAUAUCGAUAUGGAUACGAAAAGUAUUCGCUAUGUGAGUGAAUCGUCAAACGCUAGCACAAGUGGCUAUUCAACUAUGUCGCCUGGACAUGCUAGUUUACAAUCAACGCCGCCGUCGCCCUCGCAAUCUCCAGCAUCUUUAUUGCAGACUGAAUUUUCAAAUUUGAACUUGCCCUCGGUGUCGCCUCACAAUCAACCAUGUUAUACCACAUUACAAAAUGCAACUCUGGUGUACAACAACCAAAAUGUCCUUCCCUCGGCUCCAACAAACAACUACAUUCACUAUAAUAUUCCUGGCACAGGUAUGCCUUCAACAAUGGUUUCGUUAACACAACAUCAAUACGGUGGACUGCAUCAACAAUCUUCACAAAUGUUGCCAAACCUUUCUGUGCCAUCUGCAUCCACGAUGCCAACCGGUUUAUCACAUGGAAAAUAUCCUGCGGAGCUGCGAAUACUAGAACAUCCUGUCGAAAAAUUUCGCUUUCGUUACAAGUCUGAAAUGCAUGGAACACAUGGUUCGCUGAAUGGCGCCAAUUCAAAACGCACUCCUAAAACAUUUCCGGAGGUUGAGCUUUGCAAUUUUAAUGGUAAAGCGGUGAUACGUUGCAGUCUUUUUCAAACUAACCUUGAGAGUCCCCAUUCACACCAGCUGGUAGUGCGUAAGGACGAUACGGACAUUUGUGACCCACAUAAUUUGAUUGUUUCACCUGAGCGUGGCUAUGUGGCGCAGUUUCAAAAUAUGGGUAUCAUACACACUGCAAAGAAAUUUAUAUUUGAAGAGUUGUUGAAGAAAAAAAUGGAUCGUUUGAAGUUUGAGUUGGCCCGAAAUGAGUUGACAACGAAGGAAGCUCAGGAGCUACACAAAGAAACGGAAAAGGAGACGAAAGAAAUGAAUCUUAAUCAGUUUUUCGAAGUUUAA
Rhagoletis pomonella (apple maggot) is the source of this 1193-nucleotide messenger RNA. Its product is annotated as nuclear factor NF-kappa-B p110 subunit-like. Bases 264 to 1193 code for a protein of 309 amino acids. The transcript is spliced from 2 exons. Gene Ontology annotation, cellular component: cytoplasm. Gene Ontology annotation, biological process: cellular response to stress; innate immune response; response to cytokine. Lineage: Eukaryota; Metazoa; Arthropoda; Insecta; Diptera; Tephritidae. The record is from RefSeq and is a predicted model, not a curated record. Gene Ontology annotation, molecular function: DNA-binding transcription factor activity; DNA binding.